Cryphonectria parasitica EP155 is the source of this 582-nucleotide messenger RNA. RefSeq lists its product as uncharacterized. The record is from RefSeq and is a predicted model, not a curated record. Lineage: Eukaryota; Fungi; Ascomycota; Sordariomycetes; Diaporthales; Cryphonectriaceae. Bases 1 to 582 code for a protein of 193 amino acids. The transcript has a single exon.
AUGCCAUCAACAGACCCAGUGGGCCAAGAAGCCCUCCCCAUCGAUAAUGACGCACCGUCGAAAUCAACCUCACAACCCCCUACUCUACCCCCUAAUGUUUCCAUAUUCUCCCCCCAGGACAAGCUAGCCUCAAAGACCCUCCUAGAAGCCCGUAUCUUCACCCGCCUUACCGUCAGCGAACAGACAGACCCUUCCCAGCUCGCCAAGGCCCUCGCGGCAAGCCGAGACGUCAAUCAGGGCUUUUGCUUAAGUCACGGCAACGUGGCGCUGGUCUUUGAUGCCGAGCAGCAGCAGCAGCAGCAGCAGCAGGAGGAGGAGGAGGAGGAGAAGGUGAAGGAUGCGCAUCACGAGCACGUUAGGGCGGUGUGCCUUGCCCUCAAGGACCGGGACAUAGGCCUGGACAUUGCUGGGUGUGUGUUUGAUGCCUCGGGUGCGUUGCAGGCUGGCUUCCAGUUUGACAGGUUGAGCGAUGGGGCGGUGCUGGUGAUUGACCUGAUGGGCAAUGGAGACGAUGAUGACGACUCCUCGGACGAAGAGGCUAAUUUGGGGGCUCUUUUGGCCGGAGGGGAGGUAGUACAGUAG